Messenger RNA from Penicillium nucicola, 1209 nucleotides. RefSeq names its product glycosyl hydrolase family 79 C-terminal domain-containing protein. The record is from RefSeq and is a predicted model, not a curated record. The transcript has 5 exons. Bases 1 to 1209 code for a protein of 402 amino acids. NCBI's taxonomy places the organism in Eukaryota, Fungi, Ascomycota, Eurotiomycetes, Eurotiales, Aspergillaceae.
AUGCAUAGAGACCGCGCAAUCUAUAAUACAACCCAAGAGAAGUCCAUAAUCCUCUCCGAAGAAUCUGAUAAUGGAAUUCCAAACAAAGUAUCUCUUGGUCCUGUCUUCUUCGAAGGGUUCGAGAAUUUCCCCCAUACUCCCUGGACGUUCCAGGUGAAUCUGGCAAACAACAAAAGUAACCGGAUUGAACAUGCGAUUGCCGAGGCACGUGUGGCUUUGAGUCAUAUCCGGGGAAAUCUUUUUGCGUUCGAGAUUGGUAAUGAGCCUGAUUUAUAUCCUGGAGAUGUGAGGCCUCUGGACUAUACUGUUGCGGAUUAUGUGCGUGAGUGGAGAGAAUAUGCAGAUGCAAUUUCAACACAUGUUCUCGAGGGGAAUGACUAUGGGCUGGAAGAGUGGAGGAUGUUCCAGGCUUUGACUUUUGUUUUUGUUAUGAAUGGGUUUACGACAUACGCUGUUGGCAAUCAAGCGUGGGUUAGACUUCAAGACUCGUUCAUGACCCACACUGCAAUCGCCUCAAAUCUAACCCAAUAUACCGACGACAUAAGCCUCAUCCAUGCGCACGAUCCAAACAUCACAUUCCUCUUGGGUGAAACAAACAGUGACUAUGUCAAUCUCAAUAUGAGUCAGAUAGAGGGUGUCUUCGGAAGUUCACUCUGGCUUGUUGAUUAUUUGCUCUUCGGACUCAGUAUUAACAUCACCCGAUUCAACUUAAUUCAAGGAACAACGUUCGGCUACGCAGCCUGGGCACCAGUUGAAAACAACAACCAAGCCCCUCAUGUUCGCCCGCCACUCUACGGCCAGAUCGUUGCAGCAGAUGCAAUUGGAGACCAUCCCAUUGUCCAAGUGAAAUCUCUUGAUCUGGGCAGAGAGGAUUUAUCCGCUUAUGCGAUCUAUGAGUCUGAGAUACUGGCUCGGUAUGUGGUGAUCAAUCUUGAUGAGUGGAAUGCUACGACCUCUUAUCCUAGACCUCAUCUGCGGGUCCAGCUAAAUUUGCCUAAGCACGUGGGAAGUGCUGAGGCCAGACGACUUACUGGUCCGGGGGCUAGUGCUGAUCAAGGCAUCUCUUGGGGUGGCAUUAGUUGGAAUUAUACAGAUGGAAGGCUUGCAGAGUCCGGAAAUCGGGAGGUUGAAACUUUGAAGGUGAAGAAUGGGCUUGUUGGGCUUGAAGUUGGAUCUAGCGAGGCCGUUGUUGUUGAGCUGAGUCGUUGA